UUUCGUAAUGAAAUUUAUUCUGAGAGCAACGUAAUGGGAACGUAGUUCCCAUCAAUCGAGGAUAAGGAACAGAGGCUGUCCUAAGCCACCGAGGUGACGCAAUCCGAGUCGGCCGCCGACCCGCCGUCUGAAGCGGCGGCCUUUCGCAAGCAAACCUGUUUUCCAUCGAUUGCCCGGUUAGUUUGGACAUGGAAUCAGUAUUCAGCAAAAUGUAAAGACACCUAUCUACGUCAUAAUACAUGUAAAGUAUGUACAACCGCAGCGACCUACUUACACAAUCCGCCAUCUUCAUCACCUUUCUGUAGAAUACACUGUAUAUGUUCCAUAUAAAAUAAAUGGCCAAAUAAUUUCCAACACCAAUGUGUGGCCCUCUACACACAAUCUGUAUUAUCUUGAAAAAGGUCCUUCAGGUUAAAUGAUAAGUGCAAAAUAACGAACUUCACACAGUUGAAGUCAAACUGCUGUUAAAUAAAAAAAUGGCACCACGUCGCAAACGGGCCGCAGCAGCUUCUUCUAAGGCGUCUGCUGAGAAACCCGCCAAAAAAGCAAAGGUUGAGUCCACACCAGAAGAACCACAAGAUAGAGAUGGAAAUGGACCAACGAUUUUCAUCGAACACUGCAAGUCCUGAUCGGUGUUCAAACGCAAGGCUACACAGAUCCAUGCGGAACUAUGUGAACUUGCGCCAAAACAAGCUUUUAAUUUGGCACUAAAUGAAGAUGGUAAACCUCGUCGGGGAUCUUUCGAAAUAUUGGUCGCAAAAACUAAGAGUUCGGAGAAAACGCAAAUUUGGUCCGGUUUGAAGAAGGGUCCACCCAGGAAGGACAAAUUUCCAGAGGCGAAAGAAAUAUUAAGUGACAUCUUAAAGGCAGUAGAAUGAGAUUAUUCGAACGCAUUUCUCUAUAAUUUUGUUUAAAAAAUAUAUCGUCCUUUCAGUACAAAUAUCCGCUGUGUGAAAAUGUUAAGGGAAACCCAAGAGGGACUUUAAUAUUUGAAGUUUGCGGAUUGUACUUGAAUAGACGAAUAUUUUUUUGUCAAAACUUCAACCUGUUAAUUGUUACCCGAGAAUAAAUGUCAGUAAGUCUAUUAAUAACCCAUAUUUCA
This is a messenger RNA of Toxorhynchites rutilus septentrionalis, 1102 nucleotides long. Its product is annotated as selenoprotein H-like. The record is from RefSeq and is a predicted model, not a curated record. The transcript has 2 exons. NCBI's taxonomy places the organism in Eukaryota, Metazoa, Arthropoda, Insecta, Diptera, Culicidae. Gene Ontology annotation, cellular component: Golgi apparatus.